CUGCGGCGGCGGCGGCGGCGGCAGUAGCGGCAGCGGCGAGGCGGCGGCGGCAGCGCUCCAGCUCGCUCCUCGCUCCGGGCUGCGCCGUCGAACCGGGAGAGAAGCCUCGCCAGUGGCCAGGCACCGGGCGGACGACGCCAGCGACCCGGCCCUCGGCGGCACCGCGCUCAGCAGGGGCGGCACAGGCACCCAGAGCCGGACUCCAAGAUGGGAGGCAAACUCAGCAAGAAGAAGAAGGGCUACAAUGUGAAUGACGAAAAGGCCAAGGACAAAGACAAGAAGGCCGAGGGCACGGGGACCGAAGAGGAGGGGACCCCCAAGGAGAACGAGCCCCAGGCGGCAGGCGAGUCCACUGAGACCCCCGAAACCAAGGAGGAGAAGCCCGACAAGGAGGCCGGGGACGCCGAGGGCAAGGCUGAAGACAAGGAAGGCGACAAGGAGGCGUCGGCAGCCGCUGAGGGGGCUCCCAAGGCCGAGCCUGAGAAGACGGAGGGGGCCGCCGACGAGCAGCCCGAGCCGACCCCGGCACCCGAGCAGGAGCCCACGGCCAGCUCCGGCCCCGCUGCCGGCGGCGAGGCCCCGAAAGCUGCUGAGGCUGGGGCGGCGGUGGCUGCUGCUGCUGCUGCACCUGCUCCGGCCGAAGGCACUGCGGCCCCUGCCGGGGACGACGCCGGCAAGGAGGAAGGGGAACCCAAAAAGACUGAGGCUCCCGCAGCUCCUGUCACCCAGGAAACGAAAAGUGAUGGGGCCCCAGCUUCAGACUCAAAACCUAGCAGCACUGAGGCUGCCCCCUCUAGCAAGGAGACAGCAGCAGCCACAGAAGCACCUAGUUCGACACCCAAGGCCCAGGCACCUGCAACCCCGGCAGAAGACGCGAAGCCUGCCGAGGCCCCGGCUGCUAAUUCGGAUCAAACCGUAGCCGUGAAGGAGUAGGGACAAGGACAGCCUAUGGGAAAGAUAAUUCUGCUUAACAAAACAAUCUCUCUCCUCUUGCUGUCUCUGUCUCUCUUUCCUCCCCCUUCUCUCCCUCUGCACCCUCUCACUCACCCUCUUUUCUCUCUCUCUGUCCUAUACUAACUUGUUUCAAAUGGGAAGUAAGGAUAUGUAUUGCCCAAGGGAAAAAUAAAAAUAAGGAUGUCCCAUUGAGGGAGGGAGGGGUAGGGAGAAUCCAAAUAGUAUUUUUGUGGGGAAAUAUCUACUAUACCUUCAGUCAACUUUACCAGUAAGUCCUGGGUUGAAAGAUCACUGUCUGAAAGUGCGGUCCCUUGUUUGUACCUGAGCUGCCGUGGCAGGCACCCCUUGAGAGCCAAGGGGCUUGCCCUCUCUGCAAGGGGAGUCGCGAGUGGUGUGUUUGAUUUUUGCCCACAGGGCCUGUGCCAAGGGCCUCUGGAUCUUUAUGAAAGCAGUAUUUUCUGUGUCUCGCUUUGAUUUACAGCCUUUCUUAUUUUAAUAUUUUUUUAA
Ochotona princeps (American pika) is the source of this 1461-nucleotide messenger RNA. RefSeq names its product brain abundant membrane attached signal protein 1 (gene BASP1). Gene Ontology annotation, cellular component: nucleus; cytoplasm. Gene Ontology annotation, molecular function: transcription cis-regulatory region binding; transcription corepressor activity. The transcript has 2 exons. Bases 208 to 933 code for a protein of 241 amino acids. NCBI's taxonomy places the organism in Eukaryota, Metazoa, Chordata, Mammalia, Lagomorpha, Ochotonidae. Gene Ontology annotation, biological process: negative regulation of DNA-templated transcription. The record is from RefSeq and is a predicted model, not a curated record.